GCCUUUGUUAUGCUCUUCGUCUUUUCUCGUUUGGAGCGGAAUGGAAUGAAUGUUUAUGUUUCUGCAAUAUUGUGUUUUGUCCACAACACAUCCUUGUUAGACAGCGCAGCCUUGACCUCGCCUUACCCUUGCGCUGGGCCUUCAUCAAUACCCCGUGGUUCGAAAUCUACUGCCUCCAACGUACCUUUAAUAUCAGUGCCCGGUCAGCCGCCUCUGGAAGGUUGCAAUAUUGUAACGAGGACCCAACUGCCAAGUUCUGUUCUUCCUCGAUCUGUCAAGUAUCGGUAACCACCCGAAGCUUAGCAACCUCCCUCGCCAUCAAGCCUUACCACGAGCCCCUCCGCUCCUGUAGAUACAUCAUGGCUACUCUCGAGUCCCUCGCACAUCUCGUCGCACGGCAAGAACAGGAUGUGGCUCCGACCUGUGAUACCGGGAAUGCAUAUGACGGUCGCAUCGGUCUGCGAGUAGCCGCCCUGUUUAUUAUCUGGAUUACUUCCUCGAUCGGUGCAACCUUUCCCAUCUUUGCGAAACGACACGCGGGUUUGAAAAUACCAGAAUGGGUUUUCUUCUUCUGCAAAUACUUCGGCUCCGGCGUUAUCAUUGCGACGGCCUUCAUCCACCUUCUGGGUCCGGCUGAAGAUGCCCUCAGAAAUCCUUGUCUCACUGGGCCCAUCACAAACUACACCUGGGUGGAGGGAAUCAUUCUCAUGACCAUCUUUGUCCUCUUCUUUGUCGAGUUGAUGGUCAUGAGAUACGGAAACUUUACGGGCGGACCCACACAUGACCACUCGGGUGCCGAUACAGAGUUGACCUCACCGGCAGAAAAUUUCAAAGACAACCCAUCUGGUUCCACGCUACCAACCCGACCUCACAGCACCACCCUAGGCGAGGAUCAUCUCGGCCACGCCCGUGAACAUAACGACAUUGAGGCAGCCAAUAACCCAUUCAGCCUGGAGGACUACAAAGCUCAAAUGACGGCUAUCUUCAUCCUCGAAUUCGGCAUCAUCUUCCACAGCGUCUUUAUUGGUCUGACCCUCGCCGUCGCCGGCGACGAAUUCGACACUCUCUUCAUCGUCAUUAUCUUCCACCAGAUGUUUGAAGGGCUCGGUCUCGGCUCUAGACUGGCUGUCACCCCUUGGCCGAAAGACCGCAAAUGGACACCCUACCUAUUUGGACUGGCGUAUGGUCUCAGCACGCCGCUCGCCAUUGCUAUCGGUUUGGGCGUCCGGAAGUCUUAUCCCCCCGAAUCCGCCACAACCCUCAUUGUCAAUGGUGUCUUUGAUUCGAUAUCAGCCGGUAUUCUCAUCUAUACGGGCUUGGUGGAGCUAGUUGCACAUGAGUUUAUGUUUUCUCCUAGUUUACGCAAUGCCAAAAUCCAGACCGUGUUGUCGGCGUUUGCAACAAUGGUUUGCGGUGCCGCACUUAUGGCACUUUUAGGAAAGUGGGCCUAAUCAUUCAUGACUACUUUGUACAUAGCAUGGGGAUGUGAUCUCCUGGAAAGCCGCGAUGCGGAAUGACCCAAAUAUUAGAAGAUCUUUCGUGUCGAGUUGCGGGCCCGGAUUUUGCGUUUCUCUACGCUCUAUCUUGUUUCUCGCGCUCCCAGACUCGUCGUCCUCAAGACGAAUUCCCCGGGGUCCCUCUGCAUAAUGGCCAAGACUGCUGGAAAUCUCGACUCGUUUGUUGAGUAGGACAGCGAGGCUUGGAACUCGGAGGACACGUGCGCAUUCAUCGAACUUCAUCAGGUAUGAAUUAUUCACGCAGCCUUGUGCGCCUUCCAUAUCGACAUCUCCCUUCGAUACUCGACUCCAAGUUGGGUCGCCUCAACGUGAGACGCGCGUAGGACUGACUCGGGUUUCACAGCGUAGAAGAUGAAUCAUGUCGGUGCGAUUCAAUCGAUUAUCGAAGUCGUACAUCGUUCACAUGGAUUCAAUCAGUCUGUGGCAGGUUUCAAAGUGAUUGAUCCUUUUUCAGCGAAGUCUGUCAAGCAUUGACUCAUCUUCAGCGAUCGAAGCCAUCGCGGGAAUGGGAAAACUACAAAUAGUUGCGACUCCCAUUGGCCUUUGAUGCUUCUUCCCUUCCUCAGCACCGUCACCCGUCGACAUGGGUAAUUCAUGCCUCCAAUCCUUCGAGAUCGGGUCUAUCUACACUGCUCGCAAACUCAUUUCAAUCGGACCGCAUCGCUUCCAUGAAAUGUGGAAAGAUGAUUUGGUCGAAUGAACGUCACAUAUUGCAAUUCCUUCUGCUUCAACAUGUCAUACGCCUGUCCAGAUUCGUGCCAAACUGGUCCUUUUGGCGGCAGAAUUCACUUUUGAGUCGUGUGCAAUAUUCUUACGGUACACACGGCGGGAGCCAACUACACACCCAAACUGGUGGGCGAACAGCCUGACCGGCAACAUUCCGGCUUUCGUACAAUCCCGCAGUGGUAGUCACUUUGGACUCCUGCAAGAGCAGAGCCAGCAAUAUAUAUAUAAUCCCCGAACAGUCGACGCCCAGGGUCAUUUCGCUGACUCAUCCCUCGCCGCUUUGCUCUCCCGCUAACGACUAUUUAGUCGGAUUCGCUCCCUCGUCCGCUCUCUUCUGCUCCCUGCCUCUCUUUCGCGCUCCCCUUCCACUCCCUUCUAAGUAUACGGCGUUCCUCGCAAGUCUUCUUUCGUCCUUUGUCUCUCGUCUUGUACUAUUACAUUGGAUAGUGAAGGAGGUGAUGGCCUGAUUGGCAAUUGUGAGAUCCUUGGCUAUUUGUGUAAGUUGUCAAUUGUAUAUCUUAUUGCUCUUUAACGUAAUAGGACGUCCAUUAUAUAGGUAUCUAUCUACCGUGAAGUGGAGGCAUGCAUUCAUAUAGGAGCGCCUCUUGAAUACCUUGUGAGUGCCUCGUGAGGUUGACAUUCAUCAGAUAGUAAUAUUAUUGUUAGC
Molecule: messenger RNA, 2910 nt
Organism: Exophiala xenobiotica
Lineage: Eukaryota; Fungi; Ascomycota; Eurotiomycetes; Chaetothyriales; Herpotrichiellaceae
Exons: 3
Coding region: 360-1451 (363 amino acids)
Biological process (GO): zinc ion import across plasma membrane
Cellular component (GO): plasma membrane
Molecular function (GO): low-affinity zinc ion transmembrane transporter activity
Source: RefSeq, a predicted model, not a curated record